Molecule: messenger RNA, 1059 nt
Organism: Hyphopichia burtonii NRRL Y-1933
Lineage: Eukaryota; Fungi; Ascomycota; Pichiomycetes; Serinales; Debaryomycetaceae
Gene: PTC1
Product: type 2C protein phosphatase
Exons: 1
Coding region: 1-1059 (352 amino acids)
Biological process (GO): protein dephosphorylation
Molecular function (GO): protein serine/threonine phosphatase activity; cation binding
Source: RefSeq, a predicted model, not a curated record
AUGCUGACUGUGACUCACAAUGACCGUUCAUCUUCUUCGCUGUCCAUAACUAAGAUUGCAAGCGGAUCCAAACUGAAGAAUAACUCAUCUUCCAACUUAUCCGAUCCCUUUUAUGGGCUUUCUUUUAAAGUGGGUGUUGCUGAAAAUAAAAAUACUGCUUAUCGAGCUAAAAUGGAAGAUGUUCAUACUUAUGUAGCGAAUUUUGCUGAAAGAUUAGAUUGGGGGUAUUUUGCUAUAUUCGAUGGUCAUGCUGGUAAACAAUCGGCUAGAUGGUGUGGUAAUAAUUUACAUAAUUUAGUUGAAGAUGAAAUUAUUUCUUUAGAAGAUUCAAAUUCGAAUGAUGAAAUUAAUAAUGCGGCUCCUUUAUCAGGUAAAUAUGAUAUUAAAGAUAUUCUACAUAAUUCUUUUGUUAAGGCUGAUGAAUUAAUUGAAAAAGAUGGUAAUGGCUCGUCAGGUUGUACUGCUGCAGUAGCAGUACUUAGGUGGGAAACUAAUGAUGACUCAAAUAGCAAUAUUAAUAAUAAUUCAACUGAAAAAUCAAACCAAUUUGAUUUUAUCCCAAAUUCUUCUCACAAACGAAUGUUAUACACUUCAAACGUUGGUGAUCUGCGUAUAAUACUAUAUCGCGAUGGUAAACCUUAUAGAUUAACCUAUGAUCAUAAAGCUCUGGAUGAUAAUGAAAUUAAUCGUAUUAGAGAUCAAGGUGGUUUGAUUAUGAAAAAUCGCGUUAAUGGUGUAUUGGCCGUUACCAGAUCUUUAGGUGAUUCGUAUAUGAAAAAUUUGGUUAUUGGUAGACCUUUCACCACUUCAACAGAAAUUACUCCUCAAGAUGAAUUUAUGAUUUUAGCCUGUGAUGGGGUUUGGGACGUCAUAUCAGAUUUAAAAGCUUGUCAAUUUGUCAGUGAAAUCUUCAGACAACAAAACGAAAUUGGCCAACCUUAUGAUACUCAAAGUGCUGCUAAAAAAUUAUGUCAAUUAGCAAUGGAUAACGCUACUACUGAUAAUGUUACGGUUAUGAUUGUUAAAUUUGAGAAAAAUGUCUUUGAUAAUAAAAGUUAA